CUUUCAACACUCAGCAGCACCGCUUUAACCACGGCUGGUAGCUCAACACUGCAGGAAAAUGUAUGUCGCCCUUGCACACAGUGAGUGACACACGAGGGGGAAUUUGUAGCUCAGCAUGUGCUCCGUCGUCGGUUGUGAUUCGUGGCGACACAAUGUGCAGCGGUUCAGUUUACCAGAGGACCCAGAGAGGAGACAGGAGUGGGUCCAGUUUCUUUUCGAAGUCAACGGGCAGCGACUUAAGGAAUCGUCCUGGACUGAUAUCACCAUUUGCAGUAAGCACUUCACAGAUGAUUGCUUUGUGACCGGCACGUUCCAGCUGACGCCCGGUGCUGUCCCCUCACUGUGCAUCAAAACAGAGCCAGAAGAACCCGAGCAGAGCCCGCAGCAUGUGGAGCCUACAGAAACCACACAGAUAUUUCCCCAGUGUGAUCAGCUAGAAGCAUAUCAAAGUCCAGUAUCCUGUGUGGAAGCAUCUCUCCCUUCAGUUGAUGCCCCAGGAACCCAAGCGCCAAGUGAUGUUUCUGAUUCUCUCAUGUCUCAUUGUGGUGAGAUGAUACAAAACAUUGAGAACAUUGAGAUGAUCCGGGAAAAGGCUGCACUUCUUCGGGUGAAAGGGAAGUACAUUGUGAAUGAACAUCGGCUCCUCCAGUUGUUCAGCUCCAAGUGCCCCUUCUGCACUUCUGCAGUAAAGAUGGAGAAGGUCACCCAUGGGGUGCUCAUCAUCUUGAACCAGCAGUGCAUUCAGUGCGACUACAGAAAGCAGUGGAAAAAUCUAGCCAAUGCCAGUGUCCCCAAAGCUGCGGGAGACACAGAAGUAACUUCAGAGAUGGCAUCAACAUAUGACAGUCACAGCAGUUUGAUAACUACCUCUGGGAUUGUCAGGGCUACAGAUGAGGAGGGCAGUAAUCCCAUGGAUGAAACUGAGGAAUCUGAUGAUAACCACAUGGACUCAGAUGAGGACUGGAUUCCAUCAGAGGAGUCUGGUGAGCUGUAUAAUAAGUCUGAUGAGGAAAGUGCAUCUGAACAUGAUGAUUAUCCUUCCCUAUCCCUCAAACCCAGUCACCUCUGCACAGACUGUGGAAGGUUUUUCCAUCGACGAAAGCCUCACACAUGUGAACACAAAAUUAAGCCCUAUUCCUGCAAUGUUUGUGGCAAGAGGUGUGUUAGUGAGACUGCUCUAAGUUCUCAUAACAGGAUUCACGAUGAAAACUAUGAGCAUCGGUUCAAGUACUGUCGUGCUGCGUUCAAAAAAAAGGUGGAGAAACUCGCUCAUGAGCAGGCGCACCAAACUCAAGAAAAGCCUUACAAAUGUCCAGACUGUUCACAGACAUUUACCACAUAUAAGAAGCGUAAAGUCCACUUGAAAGUUCACAGAGGCCCUAAGCUGUUAAAAUGCCAUGUCUGUGGGAUGGACUUUAACCGACGUCAAGCUCUCCACAGACAUUCAUCGGUGCACACAGGAGCAAAGCCCCAUAAUUGUUCAGUGUGCCAGCGGAGCUUCAGCCAAGCGAACCACCUGAAAUCCCACAUGCGCCUGCACACAGGGGAGAGACCCUACAAGUGUCAGCUCUGUGAUAAAUGCUUCAAUCACAACGUGAGCCUGAAGAAUCACGUCCAGCAUUGCCACACAGCAAGCUCUGGACAAAAGAAAGGUGACACUGGUUCUGCUAGGGGUGAGAUGGGUGCGGACUCGGGGCUUGACAUCAUAGAGGAAGAGCAGGAUCAAAAUGACGUGGCGCAGAAGGAGAAAAUGCGUAUUCCAGAAAAUAAGAGGAGGAGCACAGGUAGGCCCAUGGGAAGGCCCAAAAGAAGUGCAGCAGUGGGAAUGAAGGAGCAGGCUCCUAAAUUUUAGACUGUCACACUAAAAGCCCGGACAUUUAAAAAUUUUUAUAUAAUAUUGGAAAUAUCCUUUUUUUUUUUCCUUUUU
This is a messenger RNA of Archocentrus centrarchus (flier cichlid), 1927 nucleotides long. RefSeq names its product zinc finger protein 91-like. The record is from RefSeq and is a predicted model, not a curated record. Gene Ontology annotation, cellular component: nucleoplasm. Gene Ontology annotation, biological process: regulation of immune system process; regulation of cytokine production; negative regulation of transcription by RNA polymerase II. The transcript is spliced from 5 exons. The coding region runs from base 116 to 1852 and encodes 578 amino acids. NCBI's taxonomy places the organism in Eukaryota, Metazoa, Chordata, Actinopteri, Cichliformes, Cichlidae. Gene Ontology annotation, molecular function: RNA polymerase II cis-regulatory region sequence-specific DNA binding; DNA-binding transcription repressor activity, RNA polymerase II-specific.